AUGCAACAACUCCUCCACUUCACCGCCUCCGCAUCUCACUACCACCGUCACCGCCAGUUGAUCCGCACUUUUAUAAACGCUAGAAUCAAAUGGGUCCGCGAUCCAUACCUCGACACUGCCGUCGAAAAGGAAAAAAAUCUUAAACCCUUACUCUUACUGAAAACCCUAAUCAUCUCACAGCCCUCCCAAACGAUACCCCUCUCCUCUGUUUCCCCUCUGAAACCCCAUCUCCACCUCCCCACAACUGCCCAAAAAUUUAUAGAAAAGUACCCAUCCAUUUUUAAAUUGUUCCUCCCCCCUGGCAAAACCAUGCCCCUUCCUCAUGUUAAGCUCACUCCAAAAGCCCUCUCCCUUCAUCACGAGGAAAUGUUGAUGCUUAGUUUAUCACAUUAUCGGAAAGAUGUAGCGGAAAGGCUGGCAAAACUUUUGAUGCUCACGCGAGGUCUAAAGAUUCCAUUGGAUUUAAUUGAUAUGUUUCAGUAUGAUUUAGGUCUGCCUCAUGAUUAUUUAUUGACAUUAUUGCCAGAAUUUCCUGAGUUUUUUCAAAUUUCUGAUUUGGGUUUUCGGGAUUCAAGUGGUAAUGUGGUGCUUGGUUUGGAAUUGGUUUCUUGGAGGAAAGACUUGGCUGUUUCUGCUAUGGAAAAGAGAGCAAAGAGUGAUGGCGAAAGUGAAAGACGAUUUAAGUUCUUGAUGAAUUUACCGAGAGGGUUUGAUUUGGAGAAGAGAGUGAUGGAAUGGGUGGAGGAGUGGCAGAAUUUGCCAUACAUUUCGCCUUAUGAAAAUGCAUUUCAUCUGGCUCCUAAUAGUGAUCAGGCAGAGAAGUGGGCAGUGGGGGUGAUUCACGAGUUGCUGAGCUUGCUAUUGUCGAAAAAGACAGACAGAGAAAAUAUUUUUCGUCUGGGAGAGUUUUUGGGAUUCACACGCCUUAGGUUUAAGAAGGCUUUGUUGCAUUUCCCUGGCAUUUUUUAUGUUUCUAAUAAGAUUAGGAUGCAGACUGUAGUUUUGAGGGAGGAAUAUAAGAAAAAUCUGUUAAUUGAGAGGCAUCUGUUAAUGGGUAUGAGGUACAAGUAUAUUAAUCUCAUGAACAGGGUGUUGAGAAGGGGUAAACCAAUUAGAUCUGUAUUUUUUGGACAUAAAAAGAGGAAUUCUUUCAAUAAAGGAGGGAGAAGGAAAGGAGACGACAAUAGAUACAGUAUAGAUGAUGACAAUGAUGAGUAG
Messenger RNA from Fraxinus pennsylvanica, 1218 nucleotides. The record is from the annotation of a GenBank genome assembly. Lineage: Eukaryota; Viridiplantae; Streptophyta; Magnoliopsida; Lamiales; Oleaceae.